AUUAAAAAUAAAUGCAGUUAAUCAAAUAAUGCGUGGGACGCUUCUUAUAUUAGAAGUAAAAUCUCUCGUCCUUAGGUGAAACGUGGCGUGAGGAGAGUGGCGGAAGCAAACGGUGAGGGGAAGAAGGGUUGUAUCUCCGGAGACCUUGGAAACGAAGAAUGGCGGAAGCACAUCGCUCUUCGUUCUCGGUGGAAUCGGAAGGAUUGUAUCGUCGACGGAUCCAAAGUUGAAAUCGGAGACCUUGGAAACAACUUCAUGCGUAAUAACGGCGAGAGAUUGGAUAGCGAUUUCGAGUUUGUGCUUAGAGAUUGUUCAUUAUUAGGAUUCUGAAUCCCCUUGCCUUUGUGAUUUGUGAAUUGUGAUAGUCACAGUAUCAUAUGGAGCAGACCUCUCACUGCAAAACGAGUUGAAAUUGAAGGAGCUGAGGCCUAUGCUGCUUCUGGAACCCCUGCGGAUUGCACUGGUUUGGGCUUAUCCGAACCCCUCUUCCCUUCUCUUCCUGACCUGGUUCUUAGUCAUGUAGUUGAUUGGUGUUCUCUGUUUGUUUGUCUUUCAUUGUCUCUGAUUCCGAAACCCAUGACCGCUUGGAUGUGAUUUUUAAGGUCAGGGGAUUCCCAACCCGUUGAUGAUCUUUGGAGGCUGAACCAAGCACGUAGAGGUUCUUGGUCAACUUCUUCACGUAUCAAAGAUUGUUGCUGAGAAAGAAGGCAUUGUGAAAGAAGUCAUUGUGUUUGAGUGAAACCAUGUGUUCUUUCUUCCUCUCUUUUCACAGUGUUUGAGUGAAACCACAAGACUAAUGCUAAUGUUGUUUCUUUCUCAUUGUACCAGGAAAAGACUAACAGUGGUAACACUACAAGAAAACAGCAUUUUGGCGAGGAAAGUUAACGAGGAAAUAUAAUCCUCGUAAAUUUACGAGGAACUUACGAGGAAUUUACAAAGAAAGAAAUAAACCUCGUUAUUUCCUCGUAAACUAACGAAGACAGUUUUUUGUCGUAAAGCCCACGUAACUUUACGUGGUAUUUACGAGGAAAUACACUUUCCUCGUAAAGACCACGUAAAGCUUGCAUUAUUUUUACGAGGAAAAGUGGAAAUAUACUUUCCUCGUUAAAUCAACGUAAAUUUACGUCACCUUUACGAGGAAAUGAUAUACGUGAACUUAACGAGGAAUUUUAAAGCACGUUUUUUUUGGCUACCUACCUUUUCCUCGCAAAUUCAUCGCAAAACUUCAACUACCAGAUUCGAAAAUUUUCUAUAAACAUGGAAGUUUCAACAUCAUUUUAAACACACCAACAAGAAAAAAAAAAGAAAAACGUGAAAGGAAAAAAAUGUCAGGCUCCGGGAAUGUCUACGAGUUGCGGAGGUGGAUGUAUAUGCAUAGAGAUGCUAACAGGAGAGUGACGAAAGAAUACAUUGCAGGACUGGAGACAUUUAUGCAUCAAGCAGAUUCCACACUGCUCGCCCUAGAAAGCGGUAAGAUGUUCUGUCCAUGUCGGAAAUGCAACAAUUCGAAAUUGGCAAAUCGUGAAAAUGUUUGGAAGCAUUUAAUAAAUAGAGGUUUCACGCCAAAUUACUAUAUCUGGUUUCAACAUGGAGAAGGUUAUAAUAAUUAUGAUCAGAAUGAAGCUAGUAGUAGUAAUAGCAAUUUUCAGGAAGAACCGGUUGCUCUUCAUUUGCAUAAUGAACCUAGUUACCAUCAGGAGGAGCAGAUGGUAGAUUUUGAUAGGGUUCAUGAUAUGGUAACUGAUGCAUUUGUAGCUCAUGAUGAAGAUGAAGAACCUAACAUAGAUGCAAAAAAGUUUUAUGAAAUGUUAAAUGCGGCGAAUCAACCACUUUACAGUGGUUGUAGAGAAGGUCUCUCUAAAUUGUCGUUGGCUGCUAGAAUGAUGAAUAUUAAAACUGAUCACAAUCUACCUGAAAGUUGCAUGAAUGAAUGGGCAGACUUGUUCAAAGAGUAUUUGCCGGAAGACAAUGUGUCUGCUGAUUCUUAUUAUGAGAUUCAGAAACUGGUGUAUAGUCUUGGGUUGCCUUCAGAGAUGAUAGAUGUUUGCAUCGACAACUGCAUGAUCUACUGGGGAAAUGAUGAGAAGUUAGAAGAAUGUCGAUUCUGCAAGAAGCCACGAUUCAAGCCGCAAGGACGGGGACGUAAUAGGGUACCGUACCAAAGGAUGUGGUACCUACCAAUUACAGACAGAUUGAAAAGAUUGUACCAAUCAGAGCAGACUGCUGGAAAGAUGAGAUGGCAUGCCGAGCAUACUCAGACGGAUGGUGAGAUGACACAUCCAUCAGAUGCAAGAGCCUGGAAACAUUUUAACAAAGUAUAUCCGGAAUUCGCUAGCAAUAUCCGGAAUGUGUAUCUCGGAUUAUGCACAGAUGGAUUUAGUCCAUUCGGAAUGUCAGGGAGACAAUAUUCAUUGUGGCCAGUCUUUCUUACGCCAUACAACCUGCCACCGGAGAUGUGCAUGCAACGGGAGUUGCUAUUCUUGACCAUAUUAAUACCUGGUCCGAAACAUCCUAAAAGGUCGCUGGAUGUUUUCCUGCAACCACUGAUAAAAGAGUUGAAGGAUUUGUGGUCAACAGGGGAGAGGACGUAUGACUGCUCAACGAAGACGAAUUUCACGAUGCGAGCGAUGCUUUUGUGGACCAUAAGUGACUUUCCUGCCUAUGGGAUGUUGUCGGGAUGGACUACACAUGGAAGAUUAGCUUGUCCAUAUUGUAAUGGAGCGACAGAUGCGUUUCAACUGAAGAAUGGGAGGAAGACAAGUUGGUUCGAUUGUCAUCGUAGAUUUCUUCCCAUUGGCCAUCCGUACCGAAGAAACAAGACAUUGUUUAGGCACAAAAGGGUUGUGAGAGACACUCCUACUCCAUAUUUAACUGGAGAAGAAACUGAAAAGCAACUCGAUUACUAUGGAGCUUUGGAAACAGUUCCUCGUGGUGGUAAUUGGCAUGUUCCCCCUAAUAUGCCUGAUUCUUACGGUGUUCAUCACAACUGGCACAAGAAGAGUAUAUUUUGGGAGUUGCCAUAUUGGAAGGAUCUUCUUCUGCGCCACAACCUCGAUGUGAUGCAUAUAGAGAAGAAUUUCUUUGAGAACAUCAUGAAUACAAUAUUGAAUGUCCCGGGGAAGACAAAAGACAACAUAAAAUUGAGGUUAGACUUGCCGGAUAUUUGCUUAAGAAGCGAGUUACAUAUAAACAGCAAUGGGCAAGUUCCUGUUCCGAUAUUCAGAUUGUCUUCAGAAAAAAAGUCGGUGUUGUUCAACUGGGUAGCAUCAGAAGUGAAAUUCCCCGAUGGGUAUGUUUCAAAUCUGUCUAGAUGCGUUGAAAAGGGUCAAAAGUUCUCCGGGAUGAAGAGUCAUGACUGUCAUGUCUUUAUGCAACGACUACUUCCCUUUGCUUUUGCGGAGCUACUUCCUACAAACGUACAUGAAGCACUUGCAGGCAUUGGAGCAUUUUUCAGGGAUCUGAGCACCCGCACCCUUAAAGUAGAAGUCGUGGAACAGCUUCAAGAGAACAUUCCCAUCUUAUUGUGCAACUUGGAGAAGAUAUUUCCUCCUGGGUUUUUUGACAUAAUGGAGCAUCUAGCUGUCCACCUUCCAUAUGAGGCAUUGCUUCGUGGACCUGUACAUUACGGAUGGAUGUAUCAGUAUGAGCGAGCCAUGAAAUAUUUGAAGGGAAAAGCAAAGAACCUUGCAAAGGUUGAAGGUUCUAUAAUUGCUGGAAGUUUGACGGAAGAAACUUCUCACUUCACAUCGUACUACUUUGCGUCAAAAGUACGUACUCGGAAAAGAGCUCCAAGGAGAUAUGAUGAUGGUGGUGUCGCGCCAACGUACGCAGUUGCUGGUGUUCCAGACAUCUUUAGCCAGAUUGGGCGACUGGGUGGAAAAUCAAAAGAGGUUUGGUGGUCGAGUGAAGAAGACGCUCAUAGUGCACACACCUAUAUUCUACUUAAUUGUGAGGAUCCAUUGAUUCGUUAUUUUGAAAGCCUAUUUGUUUCACAAGUCGAAGAAACAUUCCCUGGUAUAUCCACAACUGACGUAGACAAAAGGAAAGAUCAACACUUUAUAAAGUGGUUGAAGAGUCAGGUUGAUUUUGACGACGAUGCAGAUUAUCCUAAGUGGUUACAUGAAGUAAUUCAAUCUCCACAUGUAAAGGUCACCACUUCACAGAUGUAUUUCACACGAGGCUAUACUUUUCACACAUAUGAGUAUGGUAGACAGCGGGCGACCAGUAACUAUGGAAUAUGUGUGAAAGGGGAAACCGAUUUCUACGGUAUCUUGACAGAGAUUAUCGAAGUGGAAUUUCCAGGGAUAUUGAAGCUGAAAUGCGUCAUCUUCAAAUGUGAGUGGUUCGACCCCGUCGUCAACAGAGGUGUUCGGUUUAACAAAUUCGGUGUAGUUGAUGUCAAUGGUGGACGAAGGUACAACAAAUUCGAGCCUUUCAUCUUAGCUUCACAAGCAGAUCAAGUUAGCUACCUUCCAUACCCUCGGAUGAGAGAAUCGGGAAUAAAUUGGUUAUCCGUGAUCAAAGUUACACCUCGAGGACGAAUCAUAAGUGGAGAAGAACCACCAUUGCAAGAAGAACAGAUAAAUGAAGUCGAGGAACCUGAACAACAAAUUGAUGACAUUCUUCUCAUUGAUCCGCAUAAUCAUGAGUAUGAAGAUCUUACCGACGAUGGCACAGACGAAGCUGUUGAAGACGAGUUUAAUGAAAAUGAUGAUGUUUCUAGUGAUGACGAAAAUGUAUCCGAUUGAUGUAUUUGUGUUUUAAUAUGAUUGAUUUUCAGACUUAAUGCAUGUGAUUCGAUUAUAAAGAAAAAAAAUAUUGAGUUUGAGGUUUUGAAUGAAAAAUAAAAGAUUGAGGUUUGGGAUUGGAAUAUGAAGAGUAGAAGAUAGGAAAGAUGGUGUUUGUGGUUUGGGGUUUUUGAUUUUAGAA
Messenger RNA from Raphanus sativus (radish), 4929 nucleotides. RefSeq lists its product as uncharacterized. The record is from RefSeq and is a predicted model, not a curated record. The coding region runs from base 1326 to 4748 and encodes 1140 amino acids. Lineage: Eukaryota; Viridiplantae; Streptophyta; Magnoliopsida; Brassicales; Brassicaceae. The transcript has 8 exons.